AUGGAAAUAAGAGUAGCGAAUAAAUAUGCUCUGGGGAAAAAGUUAGGGAGUGGUUCAUUUGGUGAUAUUUAUGUUGCGAAAGAUAUUGUAACUAUGGAAGAAUUUGCUGUAAAAUUAGAAUCAACGAGAUCGAAACAUCCUCAACUGUUAUACGAAUCAAAGCUUUAUAAAAUAUUAGGAGGAGGAAUUGGAGUACCUAAAGUAUAUUGGUAUGGGAUAGAAGGAGAUUUUACUAUUAUGGUUCUUGAUUUAUUAGGGCCAUCUUUAGAAGAUCUUUUUACCCUUUGUAAUAGAAAAUUUUCUUUAAAGACUGUCCUAAUGACAGCAGAUCAAAUGUUAAACAGAAUUGAAUAUGUACAUUCCAAAAAUUUUAUACAUAGAGAUAUUAAACCAGAUAACUUUUUAAUAGGAAGAGGAAAAAAAGUUACAUUAAUUCAUAUUAUUGAUUUUGGACUUGCAAAAAAAUACAGAGAUUCAAGGUCACAUACACAUAUACCAUAUAAAGAAGGAAAAAAUUUAACAGGAACAGCAAGAUAUGCUAGUAUAAAUACUCAUUUAGGAAUUGAACAGUCUCGUAGGGACGAUAUAGAAGCCCUAGGAUAUGUUCUUAUGUAUUUUCUUAGAGGAAGUUUACCAUGGCAAGGCCUUAAGGCUAUUUCUAAAAAGGACAAAUAUGAUAAAAUUAUGGAAAAAAAAAUAUCAACAUCCGUUGAAGUCUUGUGUAGAAAUGCAAGCUUCGAAUUUGUAACAUAUUUAAAUUAUUGUCGAUCUUUAAGAUUUGAAGAUAGACCUGAUUAUACAUAUCUAAGAAGACUUUUAAAAGACUUAUUUAUAAGAGAAGGAUUUACAUAUGAUUUUCUAUUUGAUUGGACAUGUGUUUAUGCAUCAGAAAAGGACAAAAAAAAAAUGUUAGAAAAUAAAAAUCGAUUCGAUCAAACAGCAGAUCAAGAAGGAAGAGUAAAGCAAAAUUAA
Molecule: messenger RNA, 972 nt
Organism: Plasmodium malariae
Lineage: Eukaryota; Apicomplexa; Aconoidasida; Haemosporida; Plasmodiidae
Gene: CK1
Product: casein kinase 1, putative
Exons: 8
Coding region: 1-972 (323 amino acids)
Biological process (GO): peptidyl-serine phosphorylation; endocytosis; signal transduction
Cellular component (GO): cytoplasm; nucleus
Molecular function (GO): protein serine/threonine kinase activity; ATP binding
Source: RefSeq, a predicted model, not a curated record